UGAAAUUACGUUCGAAAGGUAUUCUAGAGUGCUCUGGAACGCUCUAGGCUAGGUCUCGAAUGCCCUAGCCACGUCCAUACAAUUGAAACCCGAUAGUUGGAGCGUCUGUGGGGUAAAUCUGGUACAACUGAGCUCGGCGCACUGCCAUUUUCAGUUGAGUUCUCCGGUCGUCGGAAAAUGUGCUCUCAAUUUAUAAUAAUAUCCGUCAACUCGUGCCGUAUCUUGAUAUCUACCCUAGUCAAGGAUGUUUAUCUUUGCGCGAUCUAUGGGUUUGAAAUUGUUUACCAAAGCUAAUCUAUUGGCCGUAUCGCAGGUUUUGCUUGCCCUUGAAGGGUUGUCUUCUCCGGCAGCCACCGUAUCUGCAUCCAUCGUCAACUUGGGUUAUGCCCAGUACCAGGGAUCCGUUGACACGGCGACAAAUAUCACCAGUUUUCUUGGAAUACGCUAUGCCGCUCCCCCAGUUGGUGACUUAAGAUGGGCUGCCCCACAGCCCCCACCCACCGUCUCUGGGGUUCAACAAGCUACCACGCAACCAAACGAUUGUAAUCAAGCAGUCAUGGGCGACUCUUUGACGAAUCCGUUGGAAAGCACCUCUAUGAAGAAAAGGGAUGUUAGUCAAUCUGAAGACUGUUUAUUCUUGAAUGUAUACAUUCCUGGAAAUGAAGUGGUGGCCACUCCGGAAGGAGGGCUCCCAGUUGUCGUUUGGAUUCACGGAGGAGGGUAUAUUGAAGGAGCUUCAAGCUCAUAUAAUGGCACAGAUCUAAUUAUAGACUCGAAUUAUGGUGUCAUCACAGUCUUAAUUCAGUAUCGCCUCGGUUUAUUCGGGUUUCUUCCUGGUGAAGCGGUCAAGGAAGGGGGUGCACUCAAUGCUGGACUACUUGACCAGAACUAUGCGUUCCAGUGGGUGCAGGCCCACAUAAGUGACUUCGGUGGUAACCCCAUGGAGGUCACAAUUUGGGGGGAAUCUGCUGGUGCCGGUUCGGUGCUACAGCAUAUCGUUGCUCACGGAGGAAACACGCAACCUCCCCUCUUCAAAACCGCUAUGACGAGUUCUACAUUCUUGCCAUCCCAAUACAACUAUAAUGACCGGAUCCCUGAGCUGUUAUAUAGCGAGGUCGUCAAUGGAACAAACUGUACCUCAAGCUUGGACACCCUUUCUUGUUUGCGCGCUGCUGACGUCGAUACGCUACAGACCUUGAACUAUAACAUCAACAUCAACGGGUUCUUUGGCACGUUCGUAUUUGUCCCUGUUGUGGAUGGCACUUUCAUCUUGGAGAGGCCUACCGUGACGAUAAGGAAAGGUCGUUUGAAUGGCAACUAUCUUCUUGCUAUGACCAAUUCGCAUGAAGGGAACUAUUUCGUCAACCAAUCGAUGACAUUGGAUGUUGCAGAUUAUGUCAAGACGCUUUUCCCGAACUUCGGUUCUACUCAGGUUGCUGGAGCGGUAAUGGUGUACCAAAACUACGGAAGCAACGUUAACCAGGCAAAUCUUGUGAUGGGUGAAUCAAUAUUCGUUUGCCCCACUUAUUAUCUCCUCUCAGCAUUUGGAGAACGAGUUUGGAAAGGCGAGUUUGCAAUCCCGCCUGGCCUGCAUGGAUACGAUGUUCCAUACUAUUUCACCUCGUAUCUGUGAGUUGAAACAAUGAGUCAACCCCUACUCUGACUGUAUACUAUUUCAGAAAUGAUUCUAUGUACAACAAUUCGCAAUUCAUCACUGCUUUCUCAAAUUCAUUCAUGGCUAUGGCCAUGUCCGAGACUCCUGACGACAGGUACACCCCAGGGGAUAUCACACC
Molecule: messenger RNA, 1793 nt
Organism: Suillus bovinus
Lineage: Eukaryota; Fungi; Basidiomycota; Agaricomycetes; Boletales; Suillaceae
Product: Alpha/Beta hydrolase protein
Exons: 13
Coding region: 245-1633 (462 amino acids)
Source: RefSeq, a predicted model, not a curated record